UGAUGCUGCGGUAAACUCAGUCAUUCACCUAGGUCAGGAAGCCGUGUGAAAGGUACAGGGGAAAUAUUUUAGAUAUGCGAAGCUUUAAAAAGAGAUGUGGUACAAACGAUGGGGUUCAACGAACACUAAGAGCUGCUCGUGGUCUGCCUUCACAAAUGCUAAAGUUAGAAGGAAGCUAGCAUGGAGACAUUUGUUUUUCUAUUUCCUCAAUUCAACUUUUUGGCCCCAAAGGAGGAAGCGUAUUUCAAAAUGCUUGGUCCUAAGGACUUGAAGGCACCGAGAAUGAAAGAUAGUAAUUCCAGAUUGAAAGACAAGAGGUGCCAACUGAGCCUUCUGCUGACCAAGUCAGGCUCCCAUGAAAACAUCAGUCCAGAAAAGAAGACCGCCACCGCAACCAGCAACAUCUCACCGGAGGCAGCUUUGAGUUGGAGUAGCACCUUUGAAGAGCUGCUCAGACAUUCAGAUGGAGUGGAGACAUUUUCUCAGUUCCUCAGAACAGAGUUCAGUGAGGAGAACAUUGAGUUCUGGUUGGCCUGUGAGGAAUACAAGACCAUCGACUCGGAUUCCAGGCUCAUCACCAAAGCCAAGCAGAUGUAUGCUGUCUUCAUUGAAGCCGAUGCCCCAAAGGAGGUCAACAUCGACUACGCAACAAAGGUGGCCAUCCAGAAGGCCAUCACCACGCCGACGAAUACCUGCUUCGAUGCGGCACAGAGCAAAGUCUACAGCCUGAUGAAAAAAGACUGCUACCCGAGGUUCCUCACUUCCGAAAUCUACCUUCGCCUCACCAAGAGAAAAGGCCCCGGGACCACCAUGUUCCGCCGGAGGUCACGGUCCUGCGUUUUCAAUGAGCCGCGAGGGGAGGCCACGGGCGACUCCUCUGCCUGGUUAUAGAAUCUUAAACUGAGAGUAGCACAAAACACACACACACCCUUCUGAUUUAUCUUGCAGUGCAAUGCGUGUAUCUGACUCGCUGUGUGACUCGUUGUUGUGUUUUUCUGAAGAGAUUUGACUUUACAGCUAUCAGUUAAAGUGUUCCCCAUCUAGACACAGAAUACUGUGUUCGAAUACUAAUAUGCAACGUUCAUCUUGAUUACCGUUAAAUGUCUUGCCACUGCUUGUAUUAAUUCAAUAAUUUAUGAUAAUAAUCUGUUAUGUUGGCUUUUAGUUGUAAAUUGUAUAUAUAGUCUGGAGAGUAAUUAUUGGAAUAAACUAUGUAUUAUUAAAGCUUUUUCUAAUGUU
Molecule: messenger RNA, 1239 nt
Organism: Oncorhynchus kisutch (coho salmon)
Lineage: Eukaryota; Metazoa; Chordata; Actinopteri; Salmoniformes; Salmonidae
Product: regulator of G-protein signaling 21
Exons: 5
Coding region: 181-891 (236 amino acids)
Source: RefSeq, a predicted model, not a curated record